AUGACAAACUAUCAGAUCGACACUCCUGCCAAGGUGAUAGGGCCGGUUUUCAUUGGCGUCCUUUGGGGUGCAACUGGGCUCUCUUUCCUCUUCGUUGCAGCGCGCACGUUGGCUCGUAUCUAUACCUUCCGACGUCUGUGGUUUGACGAUGCCUUCGCUGUCGGAGCGUGGUUGAUGCUUCUAGCUCAAGGGAUCAUCUGGCAGACCCAGGUGGACUCGAUGUACCUUCUUUUUCAGGUCGAUGCUGGCAACCUUAUGCCGACGCCCGAGAUCCUAAAUCGCCUGGCACAGCUGGAGCGAGGCGAGUGCGCCAUCCUUAUCCUCUUUUACUCGUCUCUGUGGUCGAUCAAAGCCUCGUUUCUGCUCUUCAUCCGGCGGAUCGGAGGUACGGAUCGUUCAUGGCGCAUCUGGUUUUGGUGUGUUGUUGGCUUCACCGCUGCGACAUAUCUCGUCUGUGUGGGGGACGUUCCGUACCCCUGCCUGCUGAGAGACCAAGCCUAUAUCCUGGAAAAUUGCCCGAAAAAAGCAGCUGUUCUGUUUCAGUACUACACUUUUAUCAUCAACCUGGUGUUAGAUGUCCUCACUGAUCUCACCAUUAUCAGCCUCCCGAUCACCCUACUAUGGAAUGUCCGACUUCCCGUCCGCCACAAGAUGAUUCUGAUUAGUAUUCUGUCUUUGGCAGUCCUCAUCAUCAUCGUAGCGAUUGUGCGAGUGGCUGUCGUUGCUACAAAGGAGAAAAACUCCGACAUGUCCUGGCUGUGGAUGUGGAGCUUUAUCGAAGCCACUGUCGCUAAUAUCAUUGCAUGCGUUUGCUCCUUCCGCCAGUUGUUCGUGAAGCAGGACAAGAGCCGCGUUUCGGUAUUUCCAGGAUAUUGUCAUACAAAGUACCCAUCCAUGGAUGCUAAACCGGGGUUUCAGCGCGUUCGUACCGGGUCGGAGGGAAGCUCUGAUCUCCAUCUCACUGCUUAUGAUAGUCAGCACGAGCUAACACCUGUUGUAUAA
Messenger RNA from Aspergillus pseudotamarii, 1002 nucleotides. RefSeq lists its product as uncharacterized. The coding region runs from base 1 to 1002 and encodes 333 amino acids. Lineage: Eukaryota; Fungi; Ascomycota; Eurotiomycetes; Eurotiales; Aspergillaceae. The record is from RefSeq and is a predicted model, not a curated record. The transcript has 5 exons.